AGCACCCGGCACAGCUGGCUGGGAGCGGCGAGGGGCAGUGCGUCCGCACGCCUUACCUGGGGCGUUGGCACUGCCAGGGUUAUCAAUGCCGAGAAGUCGGAGUUCAACGAGGACCAGGCAGCCUGCUGUCAGAUCUCCAUCCGAAGGAGAGAGCCGGGCCUGGAGGAGGACGAGGAAUGGCUGAUCCUGUGUUCCACGCAGUUUUUGACUGGUUACUACUGGGCACUGUUUGACGGCCACGGUGGCCCAGAAGCUGCCAUCAUCGCCUCCAACUAUUUGCACUACUGCAUCAAGCAGAAGCUGGAGGAGGUUGUGGGAGGCAUCACGGAGGCCCGUCCCCCCAUGCACCUCAGUGGACGCUGCGUUUGCGACAGUGACCCCCAGUUUGUGGAGGAGAAGCACAUCCACGCAGAAGACCUGGUGGUGGGAGCCCUGGAGAACGCCUUCCAGGAAUGCGAUGAAGUCAUCGGCCAGGAGAUGGAAGCUACAAACCAGACAGGAGGCUGCACUGCUCUGGCUGCCCUUUACUUCCAGGGAAAGCUGUAUGUGGCUAACGCUGGGGACAGCAGGGCGAUUCUUGUUCUGAAGGACAAUGUCAUGCCCCUGAGCUGCGAGUUCACGCCCGAGACAGAAAGGCAGCGAAUCCAGCACUUGGCUUUUCUUUUCCCCAAGCUCCUGGACGGCGAGUUCACUCGCUUUGAGUUUCCACGGAGGUUGAAGGGAGAUGAUGUGGGCCAGAAAGUCCUGUACCGGGAUUACUUCAUGGAGGGCUGGGGAUACAAGACAGUGGAGAAAGCCGACCUCAAGUAUCCUCUUGUCCAUGGUCACGGGAAGCAGGCUCGCUUGCUGGGGACUCUGGCUGUCUCUCGAGGUCUGGGGGAUCAUCAACUCAAAGUCAUCGACACCAACAUUGAAGUCAAACCUUUCCUCUCCUGCAUUCCCAAGGUGAAUGUAUUUGACUUUGCUCUGCAUGACAUUAAGGAAGACGAUGUUCUCAUCAUGGCAACUGAUGGCCUUUGGGAUGUUCUGUGCAACAAAGAGGUGGCCCAUAUGGUCAGGAGCUUCCUUGCAGAAAACAGGACAGAUCCUCAAAGAUUUUCAGAACUGGCCAAGUGCUUGGUAUGCAGAGCAAGGGGAAAGAAGAGAGGCCACCAGUGGAUGCUGGAUGACAGCCACGAGGCAUCCUACGAUGACAUCUCUGUAUUUGUCAUCCCACUACACAACAGGGAUGAGGACUGA
Cariama cristata (Red-legged seriema) is the source of this 1239-nucleotide messenger RNA. RefSeq names its product protein phosphatase, Mg2+/Mn2+ dependent, 1M (gene PPM1M). The transcript is spliced from 9 exons. Gene Ontology annotation, biological process: protein dephosphorylation. Gene Ontology annotation, molecular function: protein serine/threonine phosphatase activity. The record is from RefSeq and is a predicted model, not a curated record. Lineage: Eukaryota; Metazoa; Chordata; Aves; Cariamiformes; Cariamidae. The annotation marks the transcript as partial.